Messenger RNA from Cryptotermes secundus, 1088 nucleotides. RefSeq names its product S-methyl-5'-thioadenosine phosphorylase. The coding region runs from base 171 to 1007 and encodes 278 amino acids. Gene Ontology annotation, molecular function: S-methyl-5-thioadenosine phosphorylase activity. The transcript has 6 exons. The record is from RefSeq and is a predicted model, not a curated record. NCBI's taxonomy places the organism in Eukaryota, Metazoa, Arthropoda, Insecta, Blattodea, Kalotermitidae. Gene Ontology annotation, cellular component: cytosol. Gene Ontology annotation, biological process: nucleoside metabolic process.
AGAGCGAGUGACAGCUAGUAGAGCGAUGGGGUGGGGGAAGAGUGAAUUGUGAAGCUUGUAACGCGUGUAACGCUACGUGAUCGUUCUUAGAAAGAGGUCAGGUUUAAGUACAAAGGUUUUGGUGGUAUUAUUUCACCACUUGCGUAUUGUAUAUAAUACAGUUCUUAAAUAUGGCUAAAUGCAAGGUUAAGAUCGGAAUUAUAGGUGGCACUGGACUGGACGAUCCUGACAUUUUGGAGAACCGGAAAGAAACAUCUGUUACAACACCAUUUGGGAAUCCAUCUGAUGUGCUAAUUGAGGGGAAAAUUGAUGGAGUCGAUUGUGUUCUUUUGGCGAGGCAUGGACGCAAGCACACCAUCAAGCCAAGCAGUGUUAAUUACCGAGCCAACAUCUGGGCCCUGAAGGAAGUGGGAUGCACUCACGUACUUGCAUCAACAGCAUGCGGUUCCCUUCGUGAGGAAAUAAAACCAGGGGACUUUGUCUUGUUGGGUUCAUUUAUAGACAGGACAACAUCUCGUGUUCAAACAUUUUAUGAUGGUGCUCCAAAUUCACCACCUGGUGUGUGUCACAUUCCAAUGGAGCCAGCCUACUGUCCAUUCAUGCCAAAACUAGUGUCAGAAUCAGCACAAGCUCUGAAGCUGAAGAUUCACCCUGGAGUGACAUGUGUAGUUAUAGAAGGACCGCGGUAUUCCUCACUUGCAGAGAGUAAAAUGUACCGUUUCCUUGGAGGAGAUGUCAUCAACAUGACCAAUAUACCAGAGGUUGUGUUGGCAAAGGAGGCUGGACUCUGCUAUGCAGCAAUUGGGUUAAUAACAGAUUACGACUGCUGGAGAGACACCGGAAAUAAAGUGUGUGUAGAUGAGGUUAUGCACACCUUCAAGUCGAAUGUGCAGAAUUUGAUUGCAUUGCUGAAGCAUGUUAUUCCUGUUAUUGCAAAUGAAGAAUGGGAUAAAGUAAUUGAAUCUCUCAAGGAAAGUGUUAAAAGCAGUGUAAUGCUUCCCUCAUAAAUUGGCUUGUUACCAUGUAACACUGCUGGAAUUCCAUCACAAGAUAUUUUGUGAAAAUAAAUAAGUAAGAAAGUUUCUGAA